Molecule: messenger RNA, 880 nt
Organism: Amaranthus tricolor (Joseph's coat)
Lineage: Eukaryota; Viridiplantae; Streptophyta; Magnoliopsida; Caryophyllales; Amaranthaceae
Product: nodulin-related protein 1-like
Exons: 1
Coding region: 187-555 (122 amino acids)
Biological process (GO): regulation of abscisic acid biosynthetic process; response to heat
Source: RefSeq, a predicted model, not a curated record
GUGUUUGCUUACUUUGGUUAUGUCGGCAAUGACUUCCUUAAACAAGAAAAGUCUAGACUCAUGAUGGGACCAAAACUACACACCACCAUUAAUUUCAACCAAAAAUAUCUCAACUCAUAAUAAUAUUCAUCCCUUUAUAUCCCCAUUUCAAGCAUACCCAAAACCAUCAAAAUCUCAAGCUAAGCCAUGGCAGAAGAAUCUCCAAAAGAUCAGCACACUACACCAACAUCAACCUCAGAGUUGAUGACAAGUGCAAAGACAGUAGCAGAAGCAGCACAGUUAGCUUGUUCACAGCAGACAGACAAGAUUGAUAAGGCUAAGGUUGCCGGUGCUGCUGAAGACAUCUUAGGAGCUGCUAAAACUUAUGGGAAACUCGAACAAACUACUGGUAUUGGACAAUAUGUAGACAAGGCUGAAGGCUAUCUUCAUCAGCUUCAUGGGUCCUCUGAUACUCAUCCUCCUAAGGAGAAGCCUAGUGGUGAUGGUGAAGGUGGUGGUGGUGAUGGUGGUGGGUUGAAGAAUGUGGCUAAAGGCUUGGGAGGUUUCUUCAAGUGAUCUUAAUCUUAGCUUAUACUUGUUGGCUUAUGCGUUAUGUGUUUGUUACGUAAGUUUUGGCAAAUUCUUGUGAGAGACGGUUUCUGCGAGAGACGCAUUAGAUAUAUGGGCUAUAUAUAUAUAGCCCAAUUAAAGAAAAAAAAUGUAGACUUCUUAUUUUGGAGUCGUGAUGUCUCACAAGAGUAGCCGUUUAGUUUUUAACUUUAUUUAGGUGUUGAGUGGGUGUUAUAUUGUGAUAUUUUUUUAUGUGAUAAUGUGUUGUAUUGGCUAGUAGAAAUGUAAAUACAAUGAAUAAACAUAAAUAAAACUACACUUAAUUACAAUA